AUGCCUUCCGAUAUACGCUCCUUCUUCGGAGGCAAACCCGCAAACACGCCAGCGGAGAAGCCCAAGCCUCAGGAGAGUAAGAAGCGCGGGCGAGCGAGGAAAGUCGUGGAGGACGACGAUGAUGACGAUGAGGUGCAAGAGGUGACGAGCAAGAAGUCUACACCUCGGAAGAAGAAAGAUGCCACUCCGCCGGUGAUGGAGACGACUGCUGAGGACUUCUUCGCCAAAGGCACGAAGCCGAAACGCAGUGAGCCCUCGGUUCGCCCCAAGUCGAGAGGCAUGCCCACCACCGACUCUACCACCAACAGCACCAAGAGCACCCCCAAGAAAGCCACAAACGGGACUGGAAGUGCGCGAUCUUCGGCGAGGAAGGCCAAGAAGACCACGAGCUAUGUGGACCUCGACGUGCAUGAAGACGACUUUCCCGAUGACGACGUUGACGAAGAGGAAGACAAUUUCAAAGCAGAUGCCAAGAGAGGGAGGAAAAUGGGCGAUGGCUACAAAGAGGAGAGCGAGGAUGAGGACGACCUCCCUCUCUUGCCGAAAAAGGAGCGUGGCAAGCAGAAGAAACUCAAAGACGAUGAUGAUGAGGACUUCGAGCCCAAUGGAGAUGUCGACAUGAAAGACACGCAUCCCACCGACGACUUCGUUGUGCCGGACGACGAUGAAGAGAUUGUUGAAGACCAACCCGCACACAAAACUCCGCUUCGAGGCACUGGCAGAAAGCGCAAGUCGGAAGAACUGGAAGAUGAUGACGACGACUUGGAGGUUGAAGAAGCUAAGCCAGCGAAGAAACGCUCGACGCCGGCCAAGAAGAGCACUGCGGCCAAGAAGCCAAAGAAGUCCGAACCGCAAGACAGUGCUCAGAUGACUGCAAUCUUCGACAGCAUCCCAACCAUUAAAGCCCCAUCGCCACCUCCCAAAACUGCCGACGGGGAAGGGAAGCCUAAGUUUCAGUUCGGAGGGCAGCACGCCAAUUCUGCAGUCCCUGCUGGCGCCCUCGAUUACAACGACAUUCCCACGGGCGCAGACAAUUGUCUUGCCGGUCUGACCUUUGUCUUCACUGGCCAGCUCCAACGCCUCGGCAGAGAGCAAGGCCAAAAUCUGGUGAAGCAAUACGGCGGCAAGGUCACCGGUGCUCCGUCGAAAAAGACGAGCUACGUAGUCCUCGGAGAGGAUGCCGGACCCAAGAAGUUGGAGACCAUCAAAGCACACAACCUCAAAGUCAUCAACGAAGAGGGAUUGUUCGAGUUGAUCAAGCGUCUGCCAGCCAAUGGUGGAGACUCGGCUGCAGCAGAGAAGAACGCUGAAAAGAGAGCAAAUGAGGAGAAGGCAAUCCGCGAGGCGGCGGCAGAGAUGGAGAAACAGGAGCGUGCGAAAAUGACAGCCGCUAAGCCGAAGCCGCAGCCCAACGCCUCCACCUCCAGCUCUGCUGUUGCAGCGUCGGCCAGCAAGAAAGAUUCCAAAGCACCAGUUCAAGGGCCCGACAGCCGUCUUUGGACGGUGCGCUACGCACCGCAACAAGUAUCACAGAUCUGCGGCAACAAGACGGCGGUGGAGAAGUUGCAGCGCUGGCUCCGUGCCUUUCCCAAGAAUCAACGCACCAAGUUCGUCCUUCCCGGUCCCGAUGCCAGCGGCACGUUUCGUGCGGUCAUCAUCCACGGGCCGCCUGGAAUUGGGAAGACGACUGCAGCUCAUCUUGUCGCCAAACUCGAAGGCUACGAUGUGGUGGAGUCCAAUGCCUCUGACACGCGGUCCAAGAAAAUGGUGGAGUCGGGGCUGAAAGGAGUGCUUUCAACGACCAGUCUGCUGGGCUACUUUGGCGCUUCUGGCGGCGGAGAGGUCGAAGCGAGCAAGAAGAAGCUCGUGCUGAUUAUGGAUGAGGUCGACGGGAUGAGCGCUGGCGAUCGCGGCGGCGUCGGUGCCCUGGCGGCUGUGUGCAAGAAGAGCCAGAUUCCCAUGAUUCUCAUCUGCAACGAUCGCAAGCUGCCCAAGAUGAAGCCUUUCGACUAUUGCACCUACGACCUCCCCUUCCGCCGCCCGACCACCGAUCAAAUCCGCAGCCGCAUCAUGACCAUUGCGUAUCGCGAGAAGCUUGAGAUUCCCGCUACCGUGGUCAAUGCGUUGAUUGAGGGCAGCGGGGCGGAUAUUAGACAGGUGGUGAACAUGAUCAGCACGGCCAAAUUGGACAGCCAGAAUAUGACGUUCGAGGAGGGCAAAGACAUGAGCAAGGCAUGGGAGAAACACAUCGUCUUGAAGCCGUGGGACAUGGUCUCGAGGAUCUUGGGUGGCGGGUUGUUCAAUCCAGCAAGCAAGAGCACGCUCAACGACAAGCAAGAGCUCUACUUCAACGACCACGAAUUCGCCUCGCUCAUGCUGCAGGAGAACUACCUGGGCACCAACCCGGCUCGUACGAAUCAGUUCAACGACAAUCCGCGAAUGAAGGCACUUGCGAAGUUGGAUCUGGUUUCCAAGGCCGCAGACGCCAUUAGCGAUGGCGAUCUGGUCGACCGUAUGAUUCACGGAUCCCAGCAGCAGUGGUCGCUGAUGCCAACUCACGCCAUGUUCUCUUUCGUCCGCCCGGCCAGUCUUGUCUACGGCAGCAUGGCGGGCCACCAAACGCGCUUCACCGCUUGGCUGGGCAAGAACAGUUCGCAGGGCAAGCUUUCGCGGAUCGUAAAGGAGAUUCAGGGACACAUGAGACUGAAGACCAGUGCCGACCGACAUGAGAUCCGUCAGACAUACUUGCCUGCGCUCUUUGACUUGCUGGUGAAGAGGCUGCAGGACGAUGGCAAGGAGGCUGUGCCGGAGAUUAUCGAGUUGAUGGACGCAUACUUCCUGACCAAAGAAGAUUGGGACGGAAUCUUGGAGCUGGGCGUGGGGAAGAAUGAUAUGGAGAGGGUGAAGAUCGAGACGGCCGCGAAGUCGGCGUUCACGAGAAUCUACAACCAGCAAUCGCAUCCCUUGCCCUUCAUGAAAGCCUCGCAAGUUGUGGCACCGAAACGCGCUCCGGCGAAAGAGAAGCCUGACCUGGAAGAGGCGCUUGAGGAGAGCGAAGACGAAGCAGUUGAUGCCGCGGAGGCGAAGGACGAGAGCGAAGAGGACCUGGACCUGAGCAAGGACAAGUACGUCAAGCAGCCCAAGAAGAAGAAGGCGCCGGCUGCUGCGGCGAGCAAGGGUGCGAAAAAGAGGAAGAAGGGGGAUGCGGAGGAUGAUGAGGACGAGGACGAUGACGCGCCGGCGGGAAAGAAGGCCAAAGGCAAGGGGAAGGCCAAGGCCAAGAAAUAG
Messenger RNA from Neohortaea acidophila, 3288 nucleotides. Its product is annotated as replication factor RFC1 C terminal domain-containing protein. Gene Ontology annotation, biological process: DNA replication; DNA repair. The transcript has 2 exons. The coding region runs from base 1 to 3288 and encodes 1095 amino acids. NCBI's taxonomy places the organism in Eukaryota, Fungi, Ascomycota, Dothideomycetes, Mycosphaerellales, Teratosphaeriaceae. The record is from RefSeq and is a predicted model, not a curated record. Gene Ontology annotation, cellular component: nucleus; DNA replication factor C complex. Gene Ontology annotation, molecular function: ATP hydrolysis activity; ATP binding; DNA binding.